Molecule: messenger RNA, 822 nt
Organism: Cryptomeria japonica (Japanese cedar)
Lineage: Eukaryota; Viridiplantae; Streptophyta; Pinopsida; Cupressales; Cupressaceae
Exons: 1
Coding region: 1-822 (273 amino acids)
Source: RefSeq, a predicted model, not a curated record
AUGGGGAAAAUUCAAAUUGAACUCCUAACUCCAUAUAAUUAUGAAACAUGGAAAAAAUCAGUAUGGAAUUAUCUAAGGGAAAAAGGUUGCACUGGCUAUGUCAAAGAAUCUAUUCCUGCACCUACUGAUGCUAAUGCUCUUCAAGCAUGGGAGAUCAAUCAUGAGAGAGCUCUUGGUUAUAUUUGUUCACUAGUCUCUUUUGAUUUACAAUUUCAUCUUGAAUCAUGCAAGACACCAAAGGAGGCUUGGUAUACACUUGAAAAUUUGUAUGGUAAAACUGACAAGAUUAGGGGUUAUCAGAUUGAUAAUGAUCUGAUGAAUCUUGAUCCAAAAAGUUUCAACAACAUCCAAGACUAUAUCUCCAAGAUAAAGCAACUAAGAAUACAGUUAACAGAUUGCAAGAUUACUAAGGAGGAUUUACAAUUGAUUCUCAAUGUGUUAUCCAAGCUUGGUCAAGAGUAUUCUGUGUUUAUUUCUGGCUUUCAUACCAAUAGGAUUUCUAUGGGAACUGCAUAUGUACAACCCACUUUUGAUGCAUUUUCAGAUCUUCUAAUCCAAGAAGAAGCGAAGCUAAUUCAAAUGGGAAUCAUCAAAACUUCCAAGUCACAAGCUUUGAUUGCUAGUGAACCUAAGGUACAGAAAGAAUCAGGGAAUCUUGAUCAGAAACAAAAGAAGAAAAAGAACAAGCCACAGAAAGAAUCUGAGUCCUCUUCCUCGAAAAAUGAAUCUUCUAAAAAGGAGAAGCCCACUUGUGCAUAUUGCAAGAAAUCUGGGCAUGCUAAACAUCAAUUUUAUUUAAAACAAAUUGAUGGCAAAGAAUAA